GGCUGUCUCAGACAGGUAUAAAAGAGCUGAGCGCUUUGCAGUCCAACAUCCAGCUUCUUGACUCCACUUGACUCCCCUCAUCUCCUGGGACUCCUUGCUUGCGUGGAAGAUGUCCUGCUCCAGCCUGUGUGCCCCUGCCUGCGGUGUGGCCGCCCCAGCCCCGCUGGCUGACAGCUGCAACGAGCCCUGCGUGCGCCAGUGCCCCGACUCCACUGUGCUGAUCCAACCCCCGGCCACCAUGGUCACCAUGCCCGGGCCCAUCCUCAGCUCCUUCCCGCAGAACGCUGUAGUUGGCUCAGCAGGAGUCCCCGCCAUCGGAGCAGGCCUGGGUGGCAGCUUUGGACGCAGUGCCGGCUUUGGAGGCCUGGGAGGCUAUGGAGGCUCUUAUGGCCUUGGCGGCAUUGGGGGCUAUGGAGGCUUUGGCAGCUGUGGUUUCGGUGGCUUUCGCCGAGGCUACAGUUCCAUUGGGGGCAGCUGUGGGCCCUGCUAAGCACAGCACUGCGUCCAGCCACAGUUGAAGGAGAGCUCUGGAGAAGCCCCAGCACAUCCCUACCGGACACCGUGAGGAUGGGCUCCCCUUCAGCAUCGCUGGUCUCUGCAGCUUGGACACCUCUUACCUCAAUGGGGACCAGCUCUGUCUUUCUUUGUUAUGCCUGAUAUUUGCUUCUGGACUGGCUUACCAGUGAUGGCACAGCCCAGCUCUGGCUGCCAGCUCUUGUUCCUCUGCUAUCUGCAAAGAGACAAGGACAGCCUCUGGCCAGCGGCUGCCCUUCUGCCAUUUCCCCCCUUCAUCCCUUUAUCUUCAAUAAAAGCUAUCUUACAAUGCAAUCUUGACUCCAGUGUUUUUAUCUUCAUUCUCCUUCAUUACUUCCCCACAUCUCACAGUCUCUGAUUCUAGGC
Messenger RNA from Coturnix japonica (Japanese quail), 900 nucleotides. NCBI's taxonomy places the organism in Eukaryota, Metazoa, Chordata, Aves, Galliformes, Phasianidae. The record is from RefSeq and is a predicted model, not a curated record.